GGGGAGGGAGGGACGGAGGGAGCAGCAUUUGCUGCGCUCGAUCAUACGCUGUCAUGAUCACGGAGCAGGAUCGGAUCCAGGUCGCAGAGUAUGUCGUCGGGCAUACUGUAUGAAGGAGGGAGGGAGGGGAGGGAGGGAAGGGGGAGGAGAAUUGAGAAGGGAGAGAAUUCGGGGGCGAUGGAGGAGGCGGGGCGGGGAGGGUAAAAGCGACGAAGCGUUAAUGGCGAAGGAGGCAAGAUCGAGUGAGAGCAGGGACUGAUUGAUGGAGUGAGAGACUGAUUGAUGGAUGAUCGUGUCGAGUACGGUCCGUGGAAAGCAGAGCGGGUGGACCGCGAAGUGGCUGGACAGGAAUUUCGACGGAGCGCGAAAGUGGUUGAAGAGAAUUGUACACGAAUUUGUGACUAAUUGAUGAUUCCUGUAACAGCAGUUUGACCGCCAACAGCUACAGGAGCUUUUGAAUGUUGAACAUUUUAACAUCUCGCUCGCUUUUCUCUCCCCGGCGCUUUACCAUCACGCGUUUCCAUUUCCCUUCCCAUCGUUCGCAAUCAAAUUCCACUGAUCCAGCGUUCGAGUUCUUAUUCUUUCUUUGCGUCCACAGUAAUUAUCCAUUAUGCGUUUCCGUCAUUCCAUACCUUUCAUUCAAGAACACAAUUAUGCACCCGCGGAGCUGGUGAACAUACCACAUUCCCUUCGUUCUCAGAACAAUCAUCCUUGAUGCCAAACAUUCCCAUGAACGAGGCUCCCUACGCCCGGCCAUGGUAGUGCUCCCCUGGGAGCGCCUAGCCUUCUAGAUGUGAUCAUGAGUGAGUAAGGAGGCAUUGUUUGUGCUGUCCUUGUUCGCUGCUAUUAAUUCUUGCAGAUUCAAAGAAGAUCCACCGGAUUAAUGGAGCUUCCCGUUCGAUGUUGCAAUCUACGUUCGAAUGUCUUGUCAUCGUCUUGUCAUCGUCCAGUUCCUCCGAUGCCCUCUGACCUCCCGUGCCUUGUAGUCGAGCCCGGGAAUAAGGUUCCGCUGCGGCGGACAUAUGUGUUGAACUCUCGCUCCCCUGACUUUUUUCUGCUCAAUUUCACUUCCGACAUUGGCUUUAGAAGCGCUGUCUCAGGGACCCAAACUCCCGUGGUGCCUUCAUGGCCAGGUUAGUUCAUUUCCCGUGGGAUAAGAUUCCUUCAUCGGCUCACUCGAGAAUUGUCCGGCGACGAGUCAGCGGACUCGAUCAUUCAUCGUCGUUUCCAAAUAGAAGCUCCAGUACUUGAACCAUGAAGUGGAGCUGGUUGGGACCUCGGCACAAAGACUCUUCUAUUCUAGUGGUUCAACGAAGGAGAUGCAGUGCAGAAGAGUUUCAAUGAUGUUGACUACAAACGGGGGAUUUUGUCAUACAAACCUUAUGAUUCUUCAGCAGGAUGGCCCCAAGAACCCCCGUUGCAGUUACCUUGCAAUGUCAUGAACUCCAGGGUUUAAUUCUCAACAAAAGGUGCGUUGCGAAACAGCGGCGUUGAUGAUCUGAUUAUCUGGUUUUCCAAGCAUCCUCAUCUGGAGAACUUUUAUUCCGCUUGUCGGCAACAAAGAAGAAGCACAUGCCGAGAUUCUUGCAGAGGUGGCUUGUAUGUGAGCCCAUCACAGGAAGGUUUUGGAAGAUCUUGACUACUUUUGGGGUAAAAUGUGAUACAACGGUUUCUGUUGUUGAGGGUAGUGCGUUAGACGAUGAAGGAGAGGCAACGCUGGCAGCCUGAGGAAGAUGACCUUUUGCGAAAUUAUGUUCAGGAAUUUGGAGCGAAGGACUGGGGAAAGGUUUCAGAACGGACCGGCAAUGCAUUAGAUAGAGACGCCAAGUCAUGUAUGGAGAGAUGGAAGAACUACCUGAAACCAGGAAUUAAGAAAACACCGCUGACGCAGGAGGAAAAAAAUCUGGUCAUAAGCUUGCAGGAGAAGUACGGAAACAAGUGGAAGAAAAUAGCAGCCGAAGUUCCCGGAAGGACCGCGAAGAGACUAGGAAAGUGGUGGGAGGUUUACAAAGAAAAGGAGAAAAAGGAUAGAGAAAAAGAGUGGGGUACGCCUCUUGGAGACGAGUUAGCUGUAAAUGCUAACUACAACGAACUGUUUAAGCACAUUGCGGAAAAGUUGGACCAACGUCAAGUAGGUUCGUCUUCAUCAUCUGUUCCAGCGCCUCCUUCGUUCUUUUUGCAACAUCCUUUCACUGCUACAACAUCUCGAAUCUUAGGGAGCUCGACAAUGGAAACUGAUCCUUUUUCACCUCAAUCGUUGUAUCUUAGACAUCAAAAUCCUUUAUCUAUUGGUACCGUCAGCAGUUCGUCAUCCAUGAAUACCACGUCGUUACCUGUUGCAUCUCCAUUCAACUUCGAGACUGAAGAAGCCAGACUGAUCGAAUCAGGUUCGAGUGCCCGACCUCAACCCACAUCUGUUGAUAACCCCAUUGGCCCUUCCUUUUCCCUUGUCCCUGCUCAUGUUCAGUCAAGAAGCAGAGAGGCCUCGUCGCUUCCUCCUUGGAUGUCAACGUUACCUUCAACUUCUGGAUCAGGAAAGGUGUUUCCGAAUCUUGGAGUCUCUCAGGAAACUACGUAUGUAGGUAGAUCUCGUCUGCGAUCCGAGUUUUCUGCAGACCGAUCUCGCCAUCUUUCUGUUGGCCUGUCCCUAGCGUCUUCUCCUUCUCCCCGAGAUGGUGUGGAUGUAAGCAGUCCAAAUUGGUCGCAUAAUACUGAGGGAUUGACGAGCAAAACAAGGUUGAGUGUGGGAGAAGAACCGUUUCCAGGGCAUAGAACAUCUUGGUAUCAUGUUCAACAUCCGACAGGUGAAUCAUCAGGAGGGCUGAUGGACGAGGUGAGGAUCCGAAAUGUCAGACCAAACCCAAAAAGUUUAGAAGAUCUGAUAGAAUACUGGAAAGAUCUGGACGACAAGAGUAAAAUCUGGUCAGCUCAAAGAAAGGAGGAAUCUUGGAGAAUCAAGAGGUUGAAACGGCAAAUGGUUGAGGAGAAACUUGCCAAAGGUCGUAAGAAAGCGGAGGAGGUUGAUUCUCAGACGCAAGCUUUAAGGUUGGAAGAGAGAAAGUACAUGGAAGAUCUCGAACUUGAAUAUUGGGAAAAGGUGGAGAUGAUAGAGCGAGAAGCGGAGUCAGAGGAGUCCAGGAGGUUUGAUGAGUGGAUAGGCAGACAACAGGAAAUCAUACAAGCGCAGAAGAGGUUUCUUGAAGAGUAUAAUCGCCGGUCCGAAGCUGUCUGAUUAUGUUCGCUGCCUAACUUAUGCACUAAACAAAUGUCUGCAAGACUUGCCUCUUACUCCUUGAUGUAGAGACUACAAAAAAGAAUACUGGAAGAAUAUCUAGAAGCGUCUCGUGAGAAUAACCUUUGACAGGUGAAUCAUAGAGUUUGGUCCUUCAAAGGAUCUAGCACUCUUCUGUAGAAGAGGAUUGGGUUAGUUCUCUGUCUUGAUGAAAUUUCUUACAUAGCAUUGUGUUGAAUUACGCAGAAAUUGCGUUCACAAGACGAUGCUAGAAGCUUAGUGAAGGCAUGUAUGUUGAGGGACUUAGCUUAGGGUUGGUCGAAACAAAUUCCAUGUCUGCAGUUGGAUUCGGGACAAAUCACAUUUCGGCCGCAAGUCUGAAACGUGAGUAAGUAAGGCUCAUGUCAACUUGACAAAAGCGUGGAAAAGUGGUGCUCAUCCUCUGUUCAUGUGUUAUAUUGACUAUCCUUUACAACAUGUUCAUGUGUACUAUAUGUUUUUCACAUUAAUAAUGGAAC
Messenger RNA from Marchantia polymorpha subsp. ruderalis, 3750 nucleotides. Lineage: Eukaryota; Viridiplantae; Streptophyta; Marchantiopsida; Marchantiales; Marchantiaceae. The record is from the annotation of a GenBank genome assembly.